GGUUCCCCGAGCUCGUCCCGGACGCGCGCCCGGGCAGCGGGGGCUCGGCGGCCACCGCUGCCUCGGGGGAGCGAGGGCGGGAGGGUGUGUGUGCGCGCUGUGAGCAGGGGGUGCCGGCGGGGCUGCAGCAGAGGCACUUUGGAAGAAUGACUCUGGAGUCCAUCAUGGCGUGCUGCCUGAGCGAGGAGGCCAAGGAAGCCCGGCGGAUCAACGACGAGAUCGAGCGGCAGCUCCGCAGGGACAAGCGGGACGCCCGCCGGGAGCUCAAGCUGCUGCUGCUGGGGACGGGAGAGAGUGGCAAGAGUACGUUUAUCAAGCAGAUGAGAAUCAUCCACGGGUCUGGAUACUCUGAUGAAGACAAAAGGGGCUUCACCAAGCUGGUGUAUCAGAACAUCUUCACAGCCAUGCAGGCCAUGAUCAGAGCCAUGGACACACUCAAGAUCCCCUACAAGUAUGAGCACAAUAAGGCUCAUGCACAAUUAGUUCGAGAAGUUGAUGUGGAGAAGGUGUCUGCUUUUGAGAAUCCAUACGUAGAUGCAAUAAAGAGUUUAUGGAAUGAUCCUGGAAUCCAGGAAUGCUAUGAUAGAAGACGAGAAUAUCAGUUAUCUGACUCUACCAAAUACUAUCUUAAUGACUUGGACCGCGUAGCUGACCCUGCCUACCUGCCUACGCAACAAGAUGUGCUUAGAGUUCGAGUCCCCACCACAGGGAUCAUCGAAUAUCCCUUUGACUUACAAAGUGUCAUUUUCAGAAUGGUCGAUGUAGGGGGCCAAAGGUCAGAGAGAAGAAAAUGGAUACACUGCUUUGAAAAUGUCACCUCUAUCAUGUUUCUAGUAGCGCUUAGUGAAUAUGAUCAAGUUCUCGUGGAGUCAGACAAUGAGAACCGAAUGGAGGAAAGCAAAGCACUCUUUAGAACAAUUAUCACAUAUCCUUGGUUCCAGAACUCCUCGGUUAUUCUGUUCUUAAACAAGAAGGAUCUUCUAGAGGAGAAAAUUAUGUAUUCCCAUCUAGUUGACUACUUCCCAGAAUAUGACGGACCCCAGAGAGAUGCCCAGGCAGCUCGAGAAUUCAUCCUGAAGAUGUUCGUGGACCUGAACCCAGACAGUGACAAAAUUAUCUACUCCCACUUCACGUGCGCCACAGACACCGAGAAUAUCCGCUUUGUCUUUGCUGCCGUCAAGGACACCAUCCUCCAGUUGAAUCUGAAGGAGUACAAUCUGGUCUAAUUGUGCCUCCUAGCCACCCACCCUUCCCUUCCCUGGUGGGCUAUUGAAGAUACACAAGAGGGACUGUAUUUCUGUGGAAAACAAUUUGCAUAAUACUAAUUUAUUGCCGUCCUGGACUCUGUGUGAGUGUGUCCACAGAGUUUGUAGUAAAUAUUAUGAUUUUAUUUAAACUAUUCAGAGGAAAAACAGAGGAUGCUGAAGUACAGUCCCAGCACAUUUCCUCUCUACCUUUUUUUUAGGCAAAACCUUGUGACUCAAUGUAUUUUAAAUUCUCAGUCAUGCACUCACAAAGAUAGGAAUUGUUUCUCUCUCUCUCUCUCUCUCUCUCUCUCUCUCU
This is a messenger RNA of Lemur catta (Ring-tailed lemur), 1563 nucleotides long. RefSeq names its product G protein subunit alpha q (gene GNAQ). NCBI's taxonomy places the organism in Eukaryota, Metazoa, Chordata, Mammalia, Primates, Lemuridae. Bases 147 to 1226 code for a protein of 359 amino acids. Gene Ontology annotation, molecular function: guanyl nucleotide binding; GTPase activity; G protein-coupled receptor binding. The transcript is spliced from 7 exons. Gene Ontology annotation, cellular component: heterotrimeric G-protein complex. Gene Ontology annotation, biological process: adenylate cyclase-modulating G protein-coupled receptor signaling pathway; phospholipase C-activating dopamine receptor signaling pathway; action potential. The record is from RefSeq and is a predicted model, not a curated record.